GUAGGUGGUGCAAUGCAUGGAGCAGUGAUAAGGCGGGGGUGUGCUGCCUGUCAGGUCUUGUCAUGCUGGCUGGCCUGGUGGUGGUGACUAGGUGAAGGCUGGCAAGGGACACGAUGGCACGCGGUUCUGAGUGUAAGGAGGGCAUUGUGGUGGUGCUGGACGUGGGGCGCGGUGUGUGUGCUGGCGCUGAGCCCACCUUCUUCACCCGCGCCAAGGACUGCCUCCGCUUCAUCCUGCAGAGAAAGAUAUUUGCCGAUAAGUGCUAUGACGUUGUGGGAGUUGUCACAUUCGGCACGGCCGGGACCAACAACCAGCUGGCAACAGGCAACCAGUACGAGCAUGUGACAGUGCUGCAGGAAGUGAGACUAGUAGACUGGGACAUGAUGAAGCAGGUGGAGAACCAAGGCUGUGGUGGCAGCAGUGGAGAUUGGCUGGAUGCAUUAGUGGUGGCCAUGGACCUGCUGCAUGACCCAGAUGGGAAGCGCUUCACUGGGAAGAAGAUUGUGCUGCUCACAGACUUUAGCGGUGAAUUCAGUGAUGACCAGAGCACUGCCAUCACAUCUGGACUCCUCAAUGAAGGGAUAGAGUUGGUGGUGAUUGGACCAGACAUUUUGAGAGACUUAAAUGAGGAAGAGGACGGGGAUGCAAAACAGCCCGGCACUUCCGAUGGCAAUGACAGCAGCUCCCCCAAGAAGCCUUCCCUGAGCUGGAAUGGCAAGCCCAAGACCAUGGUGCAGAUGGCCGGCGAGGCGGUGGUGGCUCGCAUAGUGGAGAAGGUUGAUGGGAUGCUGUGCAGUUUUGAGGAUGCUUUGCCACAGCUCAUGUUCUUUGAGAAGAAGAAACAAGCCAGUGCAUCGUGGAACACAACCCUUGACAUUGGGGCAGACUUCAAGAUCGCCAUCACUGGCAAGAUCAAGGUGAGGGACGUUUCCUUGCCCACCUGGAAGAAGACCUACAGUGGGGAUCCUUCAGCAGUCAUCAACAAGGAGGUGUCGUACCACCUGUAUGAUGAGAAGCAGACAGCAGUGCCGGAGGAGGAGGUGAUUGAUGGCUACUUCUAUGGCACCACCCUUGUCCCCGUCUCAGAUGAGGACAUGAAGAUGGCAUACAAGUCCAAAAGUCCCAGAAGCAUGUCCCUCCUUGGGUUCACUGAGACCAAGAAUGUACCGCAUUGGAUCCGGGCCGGCAACCAGGUUCUUGUGGUGACGGCUCGUGAUAAUGAUGAUGGGGCAGCAGUGGCCCUGUCAGCACUGAUCCAGGCCAUGGUGGAGAUGGACAUGGUUGCCAUCACCAGGAGAGUCUACAGCCAGAACCUCAACCCCAGGCUAGGGGCGUUGUUCCCAGAGAUCACCAAAGACCAUGAGUGCCUCCUCUGGAUCCAGCUUCCAUUCAUCCAGGACGUGGAGCGCCUCACCUUCCCUUCCCUACAGCCGAGGUUAGACAAGCUGAAGCAAGAGGAAAAGGACGCCAUUGACAGUUUGAUAGAUGCCAUGGAUCUGUCUCAUGUCAAGGGAGAGGAUGAUGAUGAGGAGGAGGAGGACAUUCUAGACCCCACAACUGUCCUCAAUCCUCAGAUACAACACUUCUAUAAUGUCCUCACUCACCGCGCUCUCAACCCUGGAGGGAAACUGCCCGAACCUGCUCCACACAUCCUUAAAAUUUUAGAGGUGCCAGAGAAGGUGUGUGAGGCAAGGGACAAAGUGGCAGCCACACUGAAAAAGCUGUUCCCCACCCAGGCUCCAGUAGCAUCCAAGAGAUCCCAGAAUGUGUUUGAUGUUGAGGACAAGAAGGAUGGUGGUGAGAAGAGGGCCAAGGUGGAUGACAGCUUGAGUGCCAGUGACCUAGUACAGCACCAGGUGACCCAGGUGACCACGGCCUCCCCGGUCAAGGACUUUAUGGCACUCCUUCGGGGAGACGCUCCUAAUUUCAAUGACAUCUGCAGGCAGAUGGGAGAUGUGAUCCUGCAGCUCAUGGACAGCCUUGCAGGGGCCAGCAGUGGGCCGGUUGCCGCUGCCAUGCAGGACAAGGUGUUGGAGUGCCUCACCACUUUCCGUCAGGAGUCCCAGAGCAUCGACCCAGCAACCUUCAAUACAUUUCUUACCUCUCGCUUCAAGGACGUUGUGAUCUCCCUCUCUGUGAAGGAUCUGUGGGACCGCAUGAAGGAAGGCAAUCUUGGACUCAUAACUGUUGAGGAGAACGGGAGGAGCAGCGUGAGCAAGGAGGAGGCGAGCACCUUUCUCCAGCUGGAUCAAGGGAAACAGGAGGCCCCACCACCUGUGCAGGAGGCCGGAGACGAGAUGGAGGACCUGCUGGAUGACCUGUAGUUCACCACAGCGUCAUGUGAUGGCAGAUGUGUGUCCCAGCAAGAUGUCACUGGACAGGUGAAAAUAGUAUCGCUGAUUAAUGUUCUAGCUUUUUUAUGCUUGACAUAAUCUUGUUCCCAUUUUUCAUUUCAAACAACAUCAACCUCAGAUAUGCAGGCAAGUGUUUAUCAAAUGAUGUGAUAACUUGAGGAGUAAAGGAAGGUGACACA
This is a messenger RNA of Portunus trituberculatus (swimming crab), 2533 nucleotides long. RefSeq names its product X-ray repair cross-complementing protein 5-like (gene Ku80). Gene Ontology annotation, cellular component: nucleus; Ku70:Ku80 complex. Gene Ontology annotation, biological process: double-strand break repair via nonhomologous end joining; cellular response to X-ray; telomere maintenance. The record is from RefSeq and is a predicted model, not a curated record. Bases 114 to 2324 code for a protein of 736 amino acids. Gene Ontology annotation, molecular function: double-stranded DNA binding; damaged DNA binding; DNA helicase activity. The transcript is spliced from 17 exons. NCBI's taxonomy places the organism in Eukaryota, Metazoa, Arthropoda, Malacostraca, Decapoda, Portunidae.